Messenger RNA from Notolabrus celidotus (New Zealand spotty), 1693 nucleotides. RefSeq names its product RAS (RAD and GEM)-like GTP-binding 1 (gene rem1). The transcript has 7 exons. The record is from RefSeq and is a predicted model, not a curated record. Lineage: Eukaryota; Metazoa; Chordata; Actinopteri; Labriformes; Labridae. The coding region runs from base 110 to 1315 and encodes 401 amino acids. Gene Ontology annotation, molecular function: calcium channel regulator activity; GTP binding; GTPase activity. Gene Ontology annotation, biological process: negative regulation of high voltage-gated calcium channel activity. Gene Ontology annotation, cellular component: plasma membrane.
AUAAACAUUUGUGAUCUGCUGAAUUACAGUAAAAGCACUUACUCUGACUCAGACAGAGCGAUGAGUGUUUCUCUUAUGUCUUAUGAUCUAAUCUUACACAUCAGCUUGUAUGUUGAGUGUGGAAACCCAUUACUACCAUUUUAGGAUAAUCCAGGCCCAAAAAAACUGCGAGUUCAAACAUGUUGCCCCAGCAUUGUUUUCACUCAGCCUUUUAUCAGCUAUCUGGCGGGUUAGUGUGGCACCGGGGUACUGUUACACGGACAGAGGCAGACACAGAGACAGGGUUCAGCUCAGCUCUGUUGUUUGCAGAGGCCGGACAGAAACACCAGCAGACUGUUUAUGGAAUGCUCGGCUCAUCUCGUCCAGAUGCCGUAGCAACAUGACCCUCAACACCCAGAGAGAGAAGCAGCCCCUGCGGCGGCGAGGCAGCACACCAAUUGCUCCAAGUCACUUCUACCGGCAACCGUCCUGGACCCGAGACCCUCAGCUUCCUGGCAGCGCCAAGCAGGACCCCGAUCAGCUCCACUCUCAGCGCAGUCACCCCCGUCUGGGACAGUCUGCAUCCUACCACCCUGGAGACAAGUCCCUGCACUACCUCGCCGAGUGGAGUUCAGACUCGGAGGACGACUCACUGAGCGACUCGGAUUGUGUUUACAGGGUGGUGUUGUUGGGGGACCACGGGGUUGGGAAGACGAGCCUGGCGGGGAUCUUCGCCGGGGUCACAGAGAAAGAUGAACAACCUGGAGUGGAAACAUACGAGCGGAAACUGACGGUGGAUGGAGAGGAAACCACACUCAUUGUAAUGGACAACUGGGAGAACGACAAACUGGAGGGCGAGGACAGCCCCAUUCAGGACGACUGUCUGAAGGUUGGGAGCGCUUAUGUCAUCGUUUACUCGGUCACCGACAGAUCCAGCUUCGACUCGGCUUCUGAGCUCAGGAUCACUCUGCGACGAGCACGCCAGGCUGAAAACCUUCCCAUCAUCCUCGUGGGGAACAAGAGUGACCUGGUCCGCUCCAGAGAAGUCGCUAUUGAAGAGGGCCGAGCGUGUGCCGUGGUGUUUGACUGUAAGUUCAUUGAGACCUCAGCAUCUCUGCAGCACAAUGUCUCAGAGCUCUUCGAAGGCGUGGUCCGACAGAUCCGCCUCCGUCGGGACGGCAGCGAGGCCAUCCAGCGCCGACGCUCCAUCUACAAACGCAAAGAGAGCCUCACUCAGAAGGCUCGGCGCUUCCUGGACAGACUUGUAGCGCGAAACAACCAGCGCAUGGCGGCAAAGGCGCGAUCGAAGAGCUGCCACGACUUGGCCGUCCUCUGAGGAUGCGUUUUGGAGCGUCGGAUUGGAUUUCUUUUGACUUGUUGAAGUUCUCUCUGGUUGUGAUAUCCUGAACGAUGCUGUCUGGAUUUCUUCUCUCGCUCAGUAAGUGGACGGAUGAGGUUCAGAACAAUUUUAAUAUGACGCUGCAAAGUACGGUGUGGGACGGUUACGCUUUCUCUACAAACUUCUGUGACUUUCUCUCCAAACACAGACCGACUGCAGAGACUCAUCAAUGUACGAUUAAAGGAGUGUGUGGUAUGAAUGUGUGUGUGCAUGAGUGUGUGAACAUCUGACUGCUUUGGACGUUAUGUGUUUUCACUUGAGGUUUUUACUGUUUGAAAGUUCAACAUUGUGCAAAAUAAAGUCUUUAAGGAACAA